AUGGACUCAAAUAAAAAGCCUCUCUUAUUUAUCAAUCUUGAACUGCACAAUUUCCCAACGGAACACCUCAGAACCCUCAUCGAUUCAGGAGCCACAUCAAACUUUAUCUCCCCCUUGAUUGUGGAAAAAUAUAAAAUCCCAAAAACCCAACUCAAAAAUCCACGAGUUGUGAGAAUGUUAGAUGGUACUAUAUCCCAGACUGGUUGCAUUUGGCACCAGGUUCAACUUGCGGUCUUGGCCAAUGGCCAUUCACACCACAUCCCUUUCCUUGUUUGCCCCAUAGGCAACACCCCGGCUAUCCUAGGCAUGACAUGGCUCACUUUGGAAUCCCCUUUGAUUGACUGGCAGCAGGGACAUGUUACAUUCCCCGAACAGGCCCAGAUAGCAUCCAAAGAAGAAGCAGAUACCAACCCAUUGGCGGACCUUCCAGAACAAUACCACAAAUUUGCUAAAGUCUUUGGCGAAGAAGAGUUCAAGGUCCUUCCCCCACAUAGGGAAUACAACAUCUCCAUUGACCUUGUCCCUGAUGCCAAACUCUCCCCUGGUCCAAUUUAUGGUAUGACAGACGCCAAGUCCAAGGCCCUCAAGCAACAUAUCAAGGAAGAACUAGCCACGGGCAAAAUUUGCCCCAGUACCUCCUCAGCAGGCGCCCCUGUUAUGUUUGUAAAAAAAGCGGAUGGUUCCCUGAGAUUGGUGGUUGACUACAGGAAGCUUAACAACGUCACCCACAAAAACGUCUACCCACUUCCCAGACAGGAUGACCUCAUGGCUAAGCUGCAAAACGCCAAACUAUUCACAAAGUUAGAUCUCCGCUGGGGGUACAAUAAUGUGCGCAUCAAAGAAGGCGACGAAUGGAAAACGGCCUUCAGAACCAAAUAUGGCCUUUUGACAUUCCAGCACUUCAUGAACAACCUGUUCAGGGAUCUAAUUGAUGUGACAGUGGUAAUCUAUUUGGAUGAUAUCCUUAUCUUCUUGGAGAACCCAGAAGACCACCCAAACCAUGUCAGAGAAGUGCUAUUGCAACUAAUGAAGAACCAGCUGUUUUGCAAGUUGUCAAAGUGCCAUUUCCACGUUACUACGGUCAACUACCUAGGCAUUGUUAUCUCCCCCUCCGGCUUCUCCAUGGACCGGAAGAAAAUAGAAGCCGUCACAACAUGGCCCACUCCCAAAACGGUCAAACAGGUCCAGGCCUUCCUAGGAUUUGAAACCCCUUGGUCAUGGGGUAACCUGGAGGAAGCUGCUUUCCAGGAGCUAAAGUCCCUUGUCACCCAGUCACCCGUCCUAAUCCAUUCCAACCCCAACCUUCCCUACUACCUAGAAACAGACGCAUCAGGGGUAGCCAUGGGAGCCAUCCUAAGCCAACAAGCAGGGGAUAACCGCCUUCAUCCAGUUGCAUAUAUGUCCAAGUCCUUUUCCGGCGCUGAAGCCAACUAUGACACCCACAAUAAGGAGCUUCUAGCAAUCAUCAAAGCCCUGGAAGAAUGGCGUAUUUUCCUGGAAGCAACAGACAAGCCAAUCCAGGUCUUCACAGACCACAGGAACCUGGAAUAUUGGAUGCAGGCUAGGACGUUUAACCGGAGGCAUGCCCAAUGGCGCAUCUUCCUGAGUGACUUCAACUUCAAAAUCCACUACCGACCAGGUAAACAGUCGGGGAAACCAGAUGCAUUGUCCAGACAAUCAGACUAUAUUGAUUCACCUCAGGAGCCAGAAAUCAUGUUACCAUCAGAGGUCUUUGCCAACACGUCAGAAGCGGAACUUGAGAUUGUUACAGAAAUCCAAGAGAAACUGAAGGAGGACCCAUCCCUAGAACCCAUCAUACAAUUCCUGACAGAGGACGCGGACAAUGCACCUCCAUCCAUUCAAAAAGCCUAUUGGGACUAUGAUUGGGAGGAAGAUCUCCUAUGGUAUUGCGGAAAAUUGGUAGUUCCAGACUUGGAGCUCAUCAAGGAACAAUUGCUUAAAGAAUUCCACAACUCCCCCCUGGCGGGACACCCCGGGCAACAAAGAACCCUAGAGCUCCUGAACCGCAAUUACUGGUGGCCAGGAAUGAAGUCAUCCGCUAAGGAAUGGGUAGAGUGCUGUCCUAUCUGCCAAGCCAACCGCCGCGCGCACGCCCCUAUCAUUUCCCUAAAGCCCUUAGAAGUCCCCCCGUUCCCUUUCCACACAAUAUCCUAUGACUUCAUCACGGGAUUCCCCAAGUCUAAUGGGUACGAUGCAAUUCUAGUCGUAAUCAACUCCUUCUCUAAGUUUGGUCACUUCAUCCCAACCACAAAGAAGGUCACAGCCAAGGGCCUAGCAGACCUGUUCAUCACCCACGUUUGGAAGUUACACGGACUUCCGGUCAAGACAGUCUCAGACCGCGGAACAACGUUCACAGGAAAAUUCCUAAGAGCACUGUACCAAUGCCUUGGGGUCAACCCGGCCUUCUCCUCAGCCUACCACCCGGAAUUGGACAGACAAACAGAAAGAGUGAACCAAUUCAUUGAGUUCUAUCUUAGAUCCUACGUUGCGGCAGACCAUUCAGACUGGGCUACCUGGUUACCAUUAGCAGAAUAUGCGUACAACAACGCUAGACACUUGGCUACUGGGAAAACCCCCUUCAAACUUGUCUAUGGAAGAAGUCCCGUCAUGAGUCCAUCCAAUGUGCCGGCAAAUGUCCCAGAAGCCGACCACGUAGCAGACACCCUAGCUCAAGAAUGGAAAGAGGCAGAAUCCGCUCUGAGACUUACAAAAGAAAGGAUGGCAGGGAACAAGGGGAUAAUUCCAGAAUACGCAAUUGGCAAAAAAGUAUGGCUGGACGGAAAAAACGUGGAACUAAGAACCAACUCUAACAAAUUGGACCCCAAGAGAUUAGGCCCUUUCAAAGUCUUAGAGAAAAUAUCCAGCCACGCGUACCGCCUGAAACUUCCGGAAACCUUAAAGAUCCAUGACGUAUUCUACGUAGGGCUGUUAUCCAGGGUUUACAAAUCUCCCAGCCAACCCUUCCCAGAACGUCCCCCUCCAGAAACAAUUGAAGGGGAAGAAGAAUAUGAAGUGGAACAGAUCAUUGACUCCAAAAGGCAAAAAGGAAAAUGGUUCUACCUGAUCAAAUGGAAAGGAUAUGGACCAGAAGACAAUUCAUGGGAACCAGAAGAACUCUUGGAACACAGUCAAGAGGAAAUCCAACGCUUUAACAGGUCACGACUGAAAAAGGCUUGUGACUCCGCCAAGAGCCUUUAA
Rhizoctonia solani is the source of this 3219-nucleotide messenger RNA. Its product is annotated as Retrotransposable element Tf2 protein. Gene Ontology annotation, molecular function: nucleic acid binding. Lineage: Eukaryota; Fungi; Basidiomycota; Agaricomycetes; Cantharellales; Ceratobasidiaceae. Gene Ontology annotation, biological process: DNA integration. The transcript is spliced from 3 exons. The record is from RefSeq and is a predicted model, not a curated record. Bases 1 to 3219 code for a protein of 1072 amino acids.